Akanthomyces muscarius is the source of this 879-nucleotide messenger RNA. RefSeq lists its product as uncharacterized. The coding region runs from base 1 to 879 and encodes 292 amino acids. NCBI's taxonomy places the organism in Eukaryota, Fungi, Ascomycota, Sordariomycetes, Hypocreales, Cordycipitaceae. The transcript has 6 exons. The record is from RefSeq and is a predicted model, not a curated record.
AUGGCUAGCACUGAGGAUGUCUCACAUGGGCGGACAAACUCGGCGCGCUGCAACAACUCGGACAGGUGUGCACCUUACAACAAGCAGCCGACGCAGUGGGAUGUCAGCGAAGCUCAUUCUGUCCCUGAUGCGGCGUUUUUGAGUCAAUUCAAGACGGCUCUUUCCCAAAGCCAAGAUGCGCUCGGCUGCGAGGAUUUGAUCGCCCAUUCAAAAUGGCCCCCGCGGUUUGAUAGCCAAGAAGAAAUAAUGAUGUCGCGAAGCUCUGUUGCGACCGUCCCAGAACUCUGGCCAAUGGCUGCCGCCGUGGCAUCUCCCUACAAUGAGCCGGAUUCCACGGAAUCCAUGCCACUGUGGCGACCAUUAUUCCAAGCUACCUUUGGCCGCCACCUGUAUGUCUCUAGCUUUCAGCUUGACCAGUAUCUGCGCGACGAUGGCAUGUUACCACCUUAUUUCGACUUUGCUUUGGCGUGCCUGGCCAGCCGAGUAUCACCGCAGGCUCACCCUAGAGCUGGCAGCAUGGCGUCGCCUGCGGCAAAAUACUUUGAUGUGGGACUCAAGCUCUACAUAGUGACUUUGGAGCUUGAUAAUCGCGAAGCACGCACCGUCGAAUCGGUCAUCUCGAGUGCUUUUCUUGCGACAUUUGGGCUAUUGAGUGCGGAUGAAAGUUCCUGGCUCAAAGCUUCUGUAAUCCUAACGUACAGUACGACGAUCUUGCGAAGACUGCAAAUGUUAAAUUGCGAACCUACUAGUGAGAGAACUCAGCUUUCUGCAAGACGCCAAAACAUGAUUGUUGGCUACAGGUAUCUCGUCGAUGUUUUGCUUGCUAUCCAUAUAGUAAUGACGCAAACGCUGGAGCGGCUGAUUGCCCAGAAUCAUUGA